UGUUCACAUUCAUUGUUACAAGGAAUUAGUAUUUGAGAGUGUAUUUCAGACAAAUUUAGCGUAUUCCACGUAUUUGCUGCUAUAAAUGAAAUUAUAGCGACGAAAGAUUUAAAUAUGACUGACUUUGCAAAAUCUCAGCUUAUGAAAUAUGGAUGGACAGAAGGUAAAGGUUUAGGUAAAAAUGAAAGCGGUAUCACACAAGCAUUGAAACCAAAAUUGAAAUUUGAUACAGUGGGAAUAGGACAUACAGAUAAGCAUUCGAAAGAAUGGUGGGAGAUUGGUUUUAAUAAUGCAGCUAAUAAUAUUGUAGUGGAAUCACAAGCACAUGGUGUUCUUAUAUUUGCUUCAAAGGAUAGUACCAGUGAAAAUUCUAAGAAUGAUUUGAAAUGUAAAUAUGUUGGAGACUAUAAAAGUUUUCUUAAAACUUCAACACUUCUUGAUGGCAACUUAAUAAAAGAAGAGAAUUCAAAUGUACUUGAAGUAAACAAAAUUGAAAAGGAUAUAACGCAUAUUUCUUUAACAGAUGAAGAAUUAUUUAAAGCAUGUGGGGGUAGAACUGCUCAUAAAGGAGCUAGGCAUGGUCUAACAUUGAAUGGAAAAUUGAAAAGAAUAGCACAACAAGAAGAACAUUUAUUAGGCACAAAUAUACGUAUAAAUAUGUCAGAUGAAUUACAAAAACAUAGUAGUAAAUUUGAAAAGAAUAAUUUUGUAAUAGAUAAUAAUGAAAAUACAGUGUCACCUACUUCUAGUUUUCCUUCUGAAGAACAAAGUAUUUCAAAGGUGUCAAAGAGUACAAAGAAGAAAAACAAAAGACGAAUAAAUGACUUAAACCAUCAGUUAAAUAUUUUAUGCAAUAUAAGUGAUGAUAAUGAAAGAAAUAAAAAUAAUUCUUCGGAUGAUACCAGAGCUAGUAAGAUCUCAAAAUUGAAAAGAAAAAAAAAGAAAAGAAAGUAUGUAAUGUCUGAUGAUAUUCAAACUGUUAAAAUAGAGCAAGGAGAUAAGAAAUUUGAUGAUGUAUCAUUUCCUGUAAGUCAAAAACUAGAUAAAGAGAUGAUCAUGAAUGAGACUCCAGAACAAAUAAAUGAACAUUGUCUAAAAGAAUCUGAUGAUAAGUCUACCCACAAAAAAGUAAGAAAAAAAUCGAAAAAAAAAAUAGAUCAAGAUUACAAGGAUAAAGACAUAAUUAAUACACCUACAGACCUAAUACUGGACUGCUCUCAGGGAAAGAAAUUUAAAAAGACACAUAAAGAAGAUUUAAAUAUACAACACUCUGCUGAAGAUGAAGACAUUAAUAUGUACCAAUCUGAAUUACAAUCAGAACCAUCUUCACUCCUAUAUUUAAAGUCUCCUGAUACAUAUUUUAAAAAGGAGGCAGACAAACUUAAUGCUAGAAUAUCAAAGAAGAAAAAGGCAAAACUUCUGAAAAAAGAAAGAAAAAAAUUAGAUACAAUAACAGCAAAUUUAGAGGCUGUUUCUUUUAAUUCUGAGGAACUUACUAAAAAAAAUUAUAGUAAAAACAAAUUAGAUAUAAUAGUACAAAAAAUUGUAGAAACUAAUAUUGCAAAAGAUAAAACUAAGUCUUUAAAAAAAAUUAAUAAAAUAAAAAAUCAUACCUAAAUAUGUUACUAUAUACAAUAAUUACCUUAUUGAAUAUACAAAAUAUAUUGUAUAUAUUUGUAUUUUCCAGAUGUAUGAUUCAUAUUUUUAUUUAAAUAUAUCAUUAAUUGAAA
Messenger RNA from Hylaeus anthracinus, 1730 nucleotides. Its product is annotated as G patch domain-containing protein 4. The record is from RefSeq and is a predicted model, not a curated record. Gene Ontology annotation, biological process: regulation of ribosome biogenesis. The transcript has 2 exons. Gene Ontology annotation, cellular component: nucleolus. Bases 115 to 1617 code for a protein of 500 amino acids. Gene Ontology annotation, molecular function: nucleic acid binding. NCBI's taxonomy places the organism in Eukaryota, Metazoa, Arthropoda, Insecta, Hymenoptera, Colletidae.